UUAUACUUAAGGUUAUGGAAGUGUCAGAUUUUCAAAAUUAUUCAAACAUUGAAUUGUGAUUGUCCAAGGGAUUUGAAGAAAAAAAUGGAUUUACUGGAAUUCAAAGAUUUAAAGCCUGUCCCUGAUAUUGUACAUACUUAUACAUCUUCCUUGAGGAAUAAUUCUACUCCGAUAAUAAUAGACAAUGGAUCUUACCAGUGUCGUGUGGGCUGGGCUACAAGUUCUGAACCAUUACUAAUUUUUAAAAAUUUAGUUGCUAAAUUGAGAAAAGAACGUUAUAAAAAAGAAAAUUCAGACACAUCUCAGAUAUCUUUGAUUCAGGUUGGAAAUGAAAUAGCAAAUAUUGAAGCUGUACGGUUUCAACUCAAGUCUCAAUUUGAUAAAAAUAUUGUAACGCAUUUUGAAGCUCAAGAGCAAUUAUUUGACUAUUCAUUUUCUCAUUUGGGAAUAGACACAGAAAAAAUAGCACAUCCAAUUGUGUUAACAGAAGCAUUUUUGAACCCCAAUUCAUCUAGACAAUAUAUGACAGAGCUUUUGUUCGAAUGUUAUAAUGUUCCCGGUCUCUCUUAUGGUGUUGAUGCAUUGUAUGGACGUUAUUUUUCUGAUCCACAACAAGAAAAUGCUUUGAUUGUAAGUCUGGGAUAUCACACGUGCCAUGUUAUUCCUGUAUUAAAUCACAAUGCCAUUUACGAUAAUGUUAGAAGGCUCAAUACUGGGGGUCACCAUAUAAUUACAUUUCUUCAUAAAAUACUUCAACUUAAGUAUCCAGCUCAUUCUACAAGUAUAACUUUGAGCAGAAUAGAGGAGUUAUUACAUUCAAUAUGUGAAGUUGCUUUGGAUUAUAAGGAAGAAUUGAAUAGAUGGUUAGAUACCGAUUACUAUGAGAAUCAUAUUAAGAAAAUUCAAUUGCCCUAUACUUGUAAUGUACAAUCUACACUCACAUUGGAACAACAAAAAGAAAGAAAAAAAGAACUAGCUCGCAGAUUAACAGAAAUAAAUGCGAGAAAAAGAGAAGAAAGAUUAGCUGAGGAUGAAGAUAAAUUAUCUCAGUUAAUUCAUUUACAGCAGAAAUAUGAAAGUGGUAUAGACGAUGAUGAGUUAGAAAAUAUUUUAGAAGAAUUUCAAUUGAAGAGCAUACAAGAUCUUCAGAAAAAUAUAACAAAUUUGACAAUGAGAAUAGAAAAAACCAAAUCAAAGAUGAAAUCAGCAAAAUUUCCUGAGGAAUCAGAAGAACCACCAGCCAAACAAUCAAAAUCUAGUAAAAUGGUUUUUGAAAAUGAGAAAGAUUUAAAUGAGUACCUUCAAAACAUCAAGAAGACUAGACAAGACAUUCUAAACAGAAAACUAUUGAGGAAACAGAGGAAACAAGAUAUGGCAAAACGUAGAACUGCUGCAGGUCAAGAAAGAAUGAGAAUUAUUUCACAAUUGGCUAGGAAAGAAAAAGGAAAUGACGAUUUUGGGUUGAGAGAUGAAGACUGGGAUAUUUAUAAAACAAUCAGCAAAGAUGGAGGAGAUUCGGAUAGUGAUGCUGAAAACGAGAAGGUUUUAGAACUGGAAGAAAUUAUAAGAGAAUAUGAACCCAACGAAUUGGAGGUAGUAAAUCCAGGAGAAACUUACCAAUUGCAUGUGGGGAUCGAACGUUUCAGAGCUCCUGAACUAUUAUUUAAACCCUAUAUGUUGGGCUCUUCUGAAGCUGGGCUUUCUGAAGUUAUUGCUUAUGUUCUGUCCCUUUUCAAGCCACAAGAGCAGUUACUUUUAGCAUCCAAUGUUAUCAUUAUUGGAGGAUUAUCUUCGUUGAAAGGACUCAAAGAAAGACUACUCAGUGACCUAAUUUCUGUAAGACCUUUUAGAUCAAAAGUGAAUGUGAAGAUUGCCAAAAAUGUUGGACUAACAUCUUGGUAUGGUGCUAAAAAAUGGGCCAAGCACCCAGACUUCAAAAAGAAAUUGUUAACUCGUCAAAUGUACGAAGAGUUUGGUGCUGAAUAUUUUCUAAACCAUCCAUUCUCAAAUCCUUUCUUUAAAUCUCCAAAUGUACAAAACAUUGACGUGGAAACGUAGAAUUAAAUAUUUAUUUAUUUAUUAAAUGUAAUAAAGUAUAUAUAUACUUGAAUCGAGCCUCUUAGGAAACCAAAUUAUUUCUUAAUAGACUUGAAAAUGUUCUUAAAUAGUUUGUAUUCAAAUUUUGUUAUGUUUUGUAUUAAUUUUCACUAAAGCGUGAUUAUUUA
This is a messenger RNA of Harmonia axyridis, 2225 nucleotides long. It is a transcript of the gene Arp5, whose product is annotated as actin-related protein 5. The record is from RefSeq and is a predicted model, not a curated record. Lineage: Eukaryota; Metazoa; Arthropoda; Insecta; Coleoptera; Coccinellidae. Gene Ontology annotation, biological process: regulation of DNA-templated transcription. Gene Ontology annotation, cellular component: cytoplasm; Ino80 complex. Bases 85 to 2058 code for a protein of 657 amino acids. The transcript has 6 exons.